CGGCGCUGGCGGAAGGGGCGGGGCGAAGGCGGCGGCGCUUCCGGGAGCGGCGCGGGGCGGCGGGGGACCAUGAGCUGGAUACCAUUCAAGAUCGGGCAGCCCAAGAAACAGAUUGUACCCAAGACAGUGGAGAGAGACUUUGAAAGGGAAUAUGGAAAGCUUCAGCAAUUGGAAGAUCAGACCAAAAAACUUCAGAAGGAUAUGAAGAAAAGCACAGAUGCAGACUUGGCCAUGUCCAAGUCGGCCGUCAAAAUCUCUUCGGACCUGCUGUCGAACCCCCUGUGCGAACAGGAGCCCAGCUUUCUGGAGAUGGUCACAGCCUUUGACACAGCGAUGAAGAGGAUGGACUCUUUCAACCAGGAGAAGGUGAAUCAGAUCCAAAAGACAGUCAUAGAGCCUUUGAAAAAGUUCAGCAGUGUGUUCCCCAGCCUGAACAUGGCAGUGAAGAGACGGGAGCAAACGCUGCAGGACUACAAGCGCCUGCAGUCCAAGGUGGAGAAAUACGAGGAGAAGGAGAAGACCGGCCCCGUCCUCACCAAGCUGCACCAGGCCCGUGAAGAGCUGAAACCAGUGAAGGAGGACUUUGAAGCCAAAAACAAGCAGCUCCUGGAGGAAAUGCCCAAGUUUUAUAGCAGCCGCAUUGAUUACUUCAAACCCAGCUUUGAAUCGCUGGUCCGGGCGCAGGUCGUCUACUACACAGAGAUGCACAAGAUCUUCGGGGACCUGACGGCGCAGAUCGACAGGCCCGGCUUGAGCGAUGAGCAGCGGGAGCGGGAGAACGACGCCAAGCUGAGCGAGCUGCGGGCUUUGUCCAUCGUGGCUGACGACUGAGCGCUGCGGUGGGAUGCCAGGGAUGGGGAAGGGCCAGGGGAUUUCCCCCCCCCCACUCCAGCUUGCACAGCCAGGCUACUCCCCA
Messenger RNA from Phalacrocorax carbo (great cormorant), 916 nucleotides. NCBI's taxonomy places the organism in Eukaryota, Metazoa, Chordata, Aves, Suliformes, Phalacrocoracidae. The record is from RefSeq and is a predicted model, not a curated record.